Diceros bicornis minor is the source of this 1240-nucleotide messenger RNA. RefSeq names its product mitochondrial ribosomal protein L9 (gene MRPL9). Gene Ontology annotation, biological process: translation. The coding region runs from base 22 to 825 and encodes 267 amino acids. Gene Ontology annotation, cellular component: ribosome; mitochondrion. The record is from RefSeq and is a predicted model, not a curated record. NCBI's taxonomy places the organism in Eukaryota, Metazoa, Chordata, Mammalia, Perissodactyla, Rhinocerotidae. Gene Ontology annotation, molecular function: structural constituent of ribosome. The transcript has 7 exons.
UCUCCCUCUGCGCCCGGGAAUAUGGCGGCGGCCAUGGGGGCCCCGGGCAGAGCUCUGCUGCGGGCGGGCGCUGAGCGGCUGUUGCGAGGUGGAGUCCGGGACCUACUCCGGCCGUCACUUGAAGGGGGCACCCUCGGCCCGCAGCGCGAUUUCAGCUUCUCUUCCAUUCGGGGCACGGUCAUUGUGGAGCGCUGGUGGAAGGUGCCUCUGGCCGGAGAGGGCCGGAAGCCGCGCCUGCACCGGCGGCACCGCGUGUACAAGCUGGUGGAGGACACGAAACACCGGCCCAAAGACAACCUGGAGCUCAUCCUCACACAGUCAGUGGAAGAACUUGGAGUUCGGGGUGACCUGGUCUCAGUGAAGAAAUCUGUGGGCCGUAAUCGACUACUUCCUCAAGGGCUGGCUGUAUACGCAUCCCCUGAAAACAAGAAGCUAUUUGAAGAGGAGAAAUCGCUGAGACACGAAGGAAAAUUAGAGAAGAUCCAGACCAAGGCAGGUGAGGCGACAGUGAAAUUUUUGAGAAGCUGUCACCUGGAGGUGGGGAUGAAGAACAACGUCAAAUGGGAGCUAAACCCUGAAAUAGUUGCCCGCCACUUCUUCAAAAAUCUCGGUGUUGUGGUCGCCCCACACGCAUUAAAGUUACCAGAAGAGCCCAUCACCCGGUGGGGCGAGUACUGGUGUGAAGUGACAGUAAAUGGGCUUGAUACUGUGAGGGUACCUAUGUCUGUGGUGAACUUUGAGAGGCCCAAAACCAAAAGAUAUAAGUACUGGCUCGCCCAGCAAGCUGCCAAGGGAAUGGCCCCCAGCAGCUCCCAGACAGUAUGAACCUACUCUCCCUCAGAAGCCACACCGCAGAAUCAGAGGAGCAGUGAAGCAAAGAUGGGCCAGCAUCCUGAUAUCACUCCCAGCACUGACCACAUAUGGAUUUUCAGAGAGCAUAUGGGGACAUCGGACUAAACUGUGCGUACAGUUGAAUUCUCCAUAUUUGCCAUCUCCAUCUUCAACUGUUAUCACAUGUGGCCUUAUUGGGGGAAGUCCUGCGCUCAAUAAGUACCAGGCUGUAGAUUUGAUAAGCUGAAUAUUAAUAGACCAAAACAGUCUAGAUCCUAUUUAGCCUCUCCCUGCAUUGGAAUUCACUGGAACAAAUGGAAGAGCUAGCCAUUGUCUCCAGUACUUGGCUCAUUCUCAUCAUCCAAACUGAACGUUUGUAUCUGAAAAGAAAUAAAGAGGUUGUACUUUU